AUGUUUCAGACGUCCGCUUCGGCGUAUCGAGGGAACACGGCCAGCCAGAAGCCUUCUUCUGCCGACAACAACGCACGCAGCGACGCGCUCAAGUCUCAGGGCAAUAUCUUCUUUGGCAAGCAGGACUUCCAAGCCGCCCUUACAGCAUACUCGCAGGCCAUCGGAUUCAAUCCUCGUUCGGCUGCACUCUAUUCGAACCGUUCUGCGACAUAUCUCCAACUGGGACAGCUCGAACAGGCCCUAGCUGAUGCUGACAAGGCCGUCCAAUUUGACCCGACAUGGAGCAAGGCCUACCGACGCCGAGGCAAUGUCCUCGAAGUUCUCGACCGACUUGACGAAGCUAUCGAUGCUUACUGGGAAGGAAGGAACAAUGAAACCGAUCAAGCUGUCAAGGCGGAUCUGGCACGGAUGAUCGCAGCGGUGGAGAGGAGAAUCGAGGAAAGGGCUGAGCUCAAGAGGAGAGGAGGAGACGAUUCGAUCAUGUCGGUAAACGACGCUCCAGCAAAACUUAUCGCCCGGGAAAUCGACCGACGGAUAUCCAAGGGAGAGGCACCAGGCCAAUGGCCACCUCUUGGUAGUGCCGCCAGGAGACUUUGGACUGCCGACAUGCAAUAUACAGAAGCUCUACGUCAACUUUCGCAGUUUCAGAAGCAUGACCUACCAGCUGCUGCUAAUGCCCCGCCUGGUGCGUUUGGUAUUUCUGGACCGCUUCAAACGUUGGCGGAUUUGACGUCUGUUGCCAUGGAGGAUUUCAAAGUCGUCUACUUUGGAGAGGGAGAUCUGGAGAAGUUGCAGUUGUGCUAUAUGCUGGAACAGCAGCAAAGGAACGCCAUUGGUGACAAUCUAAACCCUGUUCAGGCAAUAGCAGAGUACAAAAAAAGGUUGGACAAAGGAACAAGCUGGGACGUCAUACGACCUGCACUGCAACUAAGUAUACGUGCUGCCUUCAUGAAUGGGAUAAUCAAGGACGGCUUCCUUGAGCCUCGUCUGCCUAACGGUACUACUCCAGCAGUCGAUGACUUCCGCCGUGCAGUAGACUUGACUGAGGAGGCCCGCCGUGUUUUCAACAAUGUGCCUGGUCACAUUCGUGGUCGCACACUUGAGAUAACAUUCCUUCGAGGCCUGAAAAUACGUCUUGGCGAAGCUCUUAUCAAGCUUUACAACCACACUGACCCACCAUCCCUCCCAAUCAUCGAAGAAAUCAAAAACAUCGGUGACUAUAUAGUCUCCUCCUGCAACACCUCACCAUUACCAGAAGUCGAGCCACCAACAAACCAAGAAACAACAGAACGAUAUUGGGAUCUCUACGUCCCUCAUUGGGGCUACCCGCGUGCAAUGGGUCACAUAUUUAGAGGAAUGGCGUACAUGCAACUCGGACUUCACUGGAAUAGAGUUCAGCUAGACAGUAGAACAGGAAAGAAAGGACCAUCGACAGGUAACAUGGGAGAUCUACGGACUGCAGCUGAAGAGUAUGUUUCUGGUGCUGCUUGGCUACCAGAUGACGAUGUAGAUGCUACGAAUGCUUUGUGGAUGGCGAUAUUUUGCAUGGUUCGUCGAGGAGCGUAUUAUCUUGGCGAUCUACAACUUCUCAGAACUAUGGCAUUACAUCAGCAGGGGCUGUGGGGUCCAUGGUUUGGAGCGGAUUAUAUCCCUGCUGGCCAUAGCGGAAAAUUGGCGAGUAGUGAAGCGCUUCGACAGAGUGAAGGAGCAGACCCCGACACCAUAUGCUCGCCGCUGGUAGAAUGGAGUGAAGGUGUUGAGGUUGAUCAAGAUAUUCUAGGAGAAGUGCUCAUGCCAUAUAUUGGUAGAGCUUUACAAACUCCGGAGAAAGAUGGCGGAGGAAUGAUCAUGCUAGGAAAGAUUAUUAGGAGUAUCUGGGAAGAAAGGAAACGGCUAGGAGAACCAAGGGUUGGGGAUUUAUGGGACGGGUUGCCCAGCAGAAUUAGAGUCGAAUGGGAAGGGGUGUGGAAAAUGUACGAGAAAGAACGACUAGAGAGCCGCCAACCUGGGUUGGCAGAGAGUCUGAAUAAGAUAUCUCUGGCAGAGAGGGUUGUUUAA
Messenger RNA from Orbilia oligospora ATCC 24927, 2058 nucleotides. RefSeq lists its product as uncharacterized. The record is from RefSeq and is a predicted model, not a curated record. Gene Ontology annotation, molecular function: Hsp90 protein binding. NCBI's taxonomy places the organism in Eukaryota, Fungi, Ascomycota, Orbiliomycetes, Orbiliales, Orbiliaceae. The transcript is spliced from 5 exons. Bases 1 to 2058 code for a protein of 685 amino acids.